CAGCCUGGAUUCUCACUGAUGCUCUUGCGGCCACAGUUGGAGAACGUUCACCUCUGAGCUCACAUUUCUCUAGUCACUUUGAACCGAGCGUACAGUCAUUUCCAGCUCACGAUUCUAAACGCGAAAUGUGCGCUGCUGACUGCCUGAUUCGGAGGGGGCUUACCAAACAGGAAAAGCAAAAACCCUGAAACCCAGCCCCGGACUGGAUUAAAUCCUGACUAGAUUAAAACGACUUGCCCCACCCACAUGCCUGCCAAGAGUAAAAGAACAAUACAUCCAGAUCCUCAGAUUAUCUCUGCAGAAUUUUCAGAUGCAAUAAUCGACAUUCAAUUAAAAAUUUGUUCGCAGAAAUAAUACCAGAAAAAAUCAUCAAACACCAGGAGGUAAGAACAGACAAUAGGGGCUUCCCUGGUGGCGCAGUGGUUAGGAAUCCACCUGCCAAUGCAGGGGACAUGGGUUCGAUCCCCGGUCCAGGAAGAUCCCACAUGCCGUGGAGCAGCUAAGCCCGUGUGCCAUGAUUACUGAGCCCACAUGCUGCAACAACUGAAGCCCUCACACCUGGAGCCUAUGCUCCUCAAUAAGAAACGCCACCGCAAUAAGAAGCCCACGCACCUCAACGAAGAGUAGCCCCUGCUCGCUGCAACUAGAGAAAGCCUGCACGCAGCAAUGAAGAGCCAACACAGCCAAAAUAAAUAAAUAAAUAAAUCUUAAAAAAAAAAAAAAGACAAUGGAAACAGUUCCAUGGGAAACUCCAGAAGUCAGAAUUAUAUGUUCCUUAAAAAUACAUGUGAUUCUGUGUUCGGAGCAGAGGGAGAGCCUCACUAGAGAAGUGAAAAUCACACACAGAACCACAAGGAAAUUCUAGAAAGAAGAAGUGCGAUAACCGGCAAUCAGAAUUCUAAGGCAGAUGACGCAUCGCAGAGGAGAAGAGUGCACAGGGCGGGAGACGCUGAGCGGACAGCUGGGGCCGCGGGCAGUGGGACCAGGUUGAGGACGGCGCGCGGGCCCGGGGCUUUGGCCCUGGUGCAGCGAGUGGAGCCCGGCCCGUCUGCAGCAUGAGCGCCUCGAGCGCUGCCGGGCCGGCGGGCAGCAUCUUUGACCUGGACUAUGCCUCCGGGCAGGUCCGCUGGGCGCUGGUGGCCUCCGGCUGCGCCUUCUACCUGGGCGUCUUCGUGGUCAGCCACCAGCUGUCGUCCUCCCUGAACGCCACCUACCGCUCCCUGCGGGCCCGCGAGCAGGUCUUCUGGAACCUGGCGGCCACGCGCGCGGUCUUCGGCUUCCAGGGCACCGCGGCGGGGCUCUGGGCGCUGCUGCUGGACCCCGUGCUCCAGGCUGACAAGGUGUACGGCCAGCAGAGCUGGUGCUGGUUCCACAUCACCACGGCGACCGGGUUCUUCCUCUUCGAGAACCUCGCACUCCACGCGUCCAACGCGCUCUUCCGCACGUUCGACGCCUUCCUGGCCAUCCACCACCUCUUCGCCGUCCUCGGGUACCUCAGCUCAUUGGUCAACCUCCAGGCCGGUCACUACCUGCCGAUGGCCACGCUGCUCCUGGAGAUGAGCACGCCCUUCACCUGCGUCUCCUGGAUGCUCCUGAAGGCCGGCUGCGCGGACUCGCUGCUCUGGCGGCUGAACCAAUGGCUGAUGGUGCACCUCUUCCACUGCCGCAUGGUGCUCGCCUACCACCUGUGGUGGGUGUUCCUGGGCCACUGGGACGCGCUGGCCCGCAGCCUCUGGCCCACGCACUUCGCGCUCUUCGUGGUCGGGCUGAGCCUCCUGACCCUGGUCCUCAACCCCUACUGGACCUACAAGAAGACGCAGCAGCUGCUCAACCCCGUGGACUGGAACUUCGCGCCCGGCCGCCCCAACGGGCCCGCGCCGCCCAAGAAGGCGAGGUAGCGGCCCGGCCCCUCGGCCAGACGGUCCGGCGCCGCCGCCCCUGGGCCUCGAGGGAACGGGCCUCCCCGGCGCGCCUGCCGGGCAUCCCGCGCCUGCACGGGCCUGGGAGGGGGGGGGGGGUCCUGCCCGCCGCCGCCCCUCCCCUGGCGCCCCUCCCCUGGCGCCCCUCCCCGCACAGCCUGCCUGGGGCGGCGCCGCGUGGACCGCCGCGCUCUGUGUGUGUGUGUCUGACUCAGCAGCCCCGUCCUCCUUAGCUGGGGAAUCGUCCCAAGAGAAAAUAUUCGGGCCCGUCACCGGGCGGACGUCCCGGGACUGCGGUGUGAACCGCGUCUCCGCAGCCAUCCCGUGGCGAGCCCGGGGCUGGGGGCCGCUGAGGGGUCUUCUCAUCAGGGACGCUCAUCCAAAGAGGACUUUUGUUUCGGUUUUGUGUUGCUCUGUUGACGCGUUACGGGAGAUGUUAGUCGGGUGUGUCUAGAUUUUAGAGCUGUUUUUAACUAAGUUUCCCCUGGGUGCCCAGCUGGACCCUGAUUCUGCAGGUUUCAGCACGGGGCGGGGGUCACUCUGCUUCAAGCUGUGCGUGGGCCCGGCCCCGCGGAGGGCCCCCCCGCACCUCCUGGUGACCAGCCCGAGCACUGCCUUCACUGCACUGGGCCCCAGCGGAAUCUGGGCGCCAGCCCGCGACUCUCUUCACAGAUGUACUGACGUCUGACUCUUGCCAAGAGGGUGCAGUUAAAAUGAAAAGCUUGUACUUACUGAAAGCGCCCUGAACUAUUUUUGAAAAACACAUUUAUCGGCCGUGAAAAUCACGUGUGACGUGUAGCAUGGCCCCUGGAAGGGUGUGCGCUGAUUUCUGUGCUGUGACUCGACUGUACGCAGGUCGGGAGGUGUCUUCCUGGUUGUGUCAUGCUAAGAAGUGGUCUCAGUCUUAGAAACACAGCAAACCGUGUCCCUCCCUAGACCCCCUCCCCCUCACUGAGGACCCUGGGCGCCCGCUCCCUGCCCUCCUGUCCCCGAGGGGUGGGAGCUGAGCUGGUUUCCAGCCGGGCAGAACUUAAUAAAGUAACUCGUGUUUACGGAACCCGGAAGCAUGUCUGUUCUUACCUCUCGGUACUGUUCACCCUGCUGCGGAGGUUUUCUCUCUCGGAGAGACAAGCUGUGAUGGUAAAUCUUCACGUGUUCAAGGUUUGACCUCGGUUUGAGGUUUGAAAUAUUUAGCUUACUUUUUAUGUGACCCUCACUGGGACUUUGACCUUCCCUGCAUUCAGGCGCUUCGUCCUUAUGUCCGUGAAGGCGCUGUUGCCUCCACCCUGACCCGGGCUUCCUGAGAGGCCUGUGAAGGCGGGGCCGCUCGGGCAGAAAGGGCCUUUGAGCCUUGUGGUCCAGCGUCCGGGCACCUUUGCUGCCCUGACAGGUGCUGCCUUCCAGCCUGUGCCUGCUUUGCGGGCUCCGUCCAGCCUGCGCACAGAUGAGGCUGUAGAGGGAGCCGUCGGGGGCCGUGCAGGGGGGCGCUGGCCCCUGGCCCCCCUUGGAUCCCAUCUCUGCACUCACUGCAGCUCCGCCGGCUGUCCCUGCUCUGAGCGGUCGGGCUCUCCCAGGCGCUGCACCGGACCCCGAGGGUUUCUCACUGUCUGGCCUGAACAGCUCUGGGAAGUAGGCACCGAUGAUCGCGCUCACCGCUGGGCCUGAGGCUGAAGGUGGCACGGCUGGUCAGUGGCCGCGCUCCUCUGACGUCAGAGCCGAGGUUCGUAAGCUGUGUCCAGCGCGGAAAGCAAGCGGGAGACGCCGGCAGACCCAGCUGCCCCCCCAGUACACAGAGCGCUGCGCAGCCGUGCCUGUCUGUCCGGUACCGCAGCCCCAGCAGGACGGCUGCUCGGCCACAGCUGGUGAGCAAGGCGGCGGCGGCCUCAGCGGGCAGGUGCCGGGUCCACCGGGAAGGGUGGUGUCGGAAGUUAGGGAGCAGCACCAGGCCCGGGGACCUGGGAGGCC
Molecule: messenger RNA, 3884 nt
Organism: Hippopotamus amphibius kiboko
Lineage: Eukaryota; Metazoa; Chordata; Mammalia; Artiodactyla; Hippopotamidae
Gene: CLN8
Product: CLN8 transmembrane ER and ERGIC protein
Exons: 3
Coding region: 1056-1898 (280 amino acids)
Biological process (GO): lipid homeostasis
Cellular component (GO): endoplasmic reticulum; membrane
Source: RefSeq, a predicted model, not a curated record